Molecule: messenger RNA, 3531 nt
Organism: Besnoitia besnoiti
Lineage: Eukaryota; Apicomplexa; Conoidasida; Eucoccidiorida; Sarcocystidae
Exons: 8
Coding region: 1-3531 (1176 amino acids)
Source: RefSeq, a predicted model, not a curated record
AUGGGAGCCUUUAGGGGGCUACGUGGGGGACUUGCUUUCGAGGAGGGCCGUAAGGCCGUCGAGGUGACGCGUCGCCCUCGCGUCCCGUCUCGGUCUCGUCUUCUCUUUUCCCUGUCGCGGCCUACUCCCGUUUCUCUGUCUUCCCCGCCGCUCGCGCCUCCUCUGUUGGCACCUGCUCUUCGUACUCCGGUUUGUCAACUUUCCCCCUAUGCGGCGCCUCCUCGUUGGUCGUCUUCUCCUUCUGCCAGCUCCUCUGCUAUGUCAUCUUGCUCUCCGCUGCGGCCGCCUCGAGCGCGAAGUCUUUCUCUGGCUGCCUCUGAUUUGUUGUCCGCUUCUUCGUCUCCCCCUCCUUCCUCUGAACCGGCGGCGCCGGUUCGCCUUUGCACGAAGACAUCGACACACUCUUCCGUUGCACGGCGACGACUGCCGCUCGUUUCUCGUCGCUUCCGGUCACGGGCCUCGCCACAAUCCGUGUCCUAUGUAUUUCCCAUCGACUACCCUUUUUCCUCUAGCUCAUUCGUCGUUCCUCCUUCCAUUUCUCCAUUCUCUUCGGUUGUCGCUGCGUAUUACUGCUUUCCUUCGUAUUCGCCUCAGCGCUCUGUCCGUUUUUUUCAUCACUCUUCAGAAGACAGAUCCGCCGCACCAGGCAUCCGCAAGCUGUCCGCACUAAGCAUCUGUACGAGCACCACUCCCCUGCAGUCCGGACAGAGGGCAUUCCGGUGUGUGUACACUUCGGCGGGCGGGGGCGGGAAGGAAGGCGACCCCGGCUGCGCAUCCCAGCAACAUGGGCACCGACAGCCGCCGAAUCCACCUGAAAGGGAGUCAAGGCGAUUUUCGACUCCCUCUUUUCCGUCCUCGCUGUCUCCGACCUCUUCGUCCUGCAGCGCUGUUGAGGCAGAUAGACCCGCCAAUUGUGCACAGGCUGACAGACCAGGGGAGGAAACAAGAUUGUCAUCCUCCUACCCGCCUCAACACCUCCGACGUUCCGCACCGCAUCUCCCCUUCUCCUGGACUCCGCCGACGCCAUCUAGCCUAGGAGAAAAAACAGCAACUUCUCGUCAAUCUAGCGGGGGCAGAGAGGCCGAACGAGAGCCCGUUCCUCCCAAUUUUGGCGCUGGCGCGGACCGGCGGAUGCCUCGCCAACAGGAGGUGAAUCGAAACUGUCCCUCCCGGCCGCAAGAAGGCGUUCGGGCCUCUCCUGCGUCUCUUCCAGUCGCGUCGCUCUGUCGAUACGGGUUGCGCUUGCCUGACGUCUCUCCCACUUCGCCGUCCUCUUCUCCUGGCUCCUAUGUAUCGUCAGCUGUGCGCUCGGCGCGUCCCGAGUUUCACGCAAGUUUUCCUCUGUCGUCUCUGGCUGCCGCGCCUUCGGAGCCUCCGGCAUCUCCGUGGGCGGGUGGUGGAGCCUACAGCGCGGCGGGAUCAAGGGAUGUGGAGUCUCGAGGUGUCUCUGCGGGGACAGGAAACAGGCGAACGGCCGGCGCGCCGGCGCUGUCUACAAGCCCGUGGGGCGAGCCGGAGGCGGAAGAUUCUCGCGGCGAAACCAACCACACUCUCGCCGCCUUCGCUCCCCCGAGUGGCUUGAGGCAGCCCAACAGCGACCGGUUGGCGACAGAAGUGCCACGCGCUCCAGAGAGGGAUCCGCGUGCUCACGACAGACGGCCGCGGCUCGAGAGGCGGCGACGAGACGCUGAACGGAGACAAGAGAGACACUGGCAGCAGGAGGGCCUCGAGGCAGCGCGGCCAAGGCUACGGGACGUGAAAGAACGGCGGGAAAAAGUAAAAACCGUUGUGGGGAGACUGCUGGAGGAGGCCGUCGAGCUUGUAGAGGCUUUCGAGGUGUGCAAGGAGGGCGAGUCGGGAGACUUGUCAGAGAGGAUGCGGAAAAUGGAGAAGUGUCAAUCAGACAUCUUCGACAUCCACAAGAAAAUCGCUGCUCACGUUCACGCGGCGACAGAGGAGGAGCUGCUGGAGCUCCGCGGCCACGUGGAGGCACUGCUGAUGAGGCAGAAACUGGUGGUUCACCGCCAUCUGCUUCUGCCGCUCCUGGAGGAGCUGUACAGACGGGACAUGGUUGGAGGCGUUCGCACGAGUACGCUGGUGCGGUACUUUCGAGACCUCUGCGACACAGGUCACGGCGAGGGCGCAGUUCCCGACGUGCUGAUCAAACGCGUUCACGCGUCGAUAAUGGACCGCAAGAGAGAAUUCCUCGAGAGCCACGACCUGGGAAACGCGCUGCUGCUCUUCCUCUAUAACUGCUGCCUGCUGCGGCUGCCCACGGGCGGCUUAUAUUCGGAGUGGGCGCAGAGGACGCUGCAGCCGAUGUCCGGGAAGCCCGGCGAAGCCCGCGAGCCUGUCAAAAUCUCGCCCCCGCUUGUCGUGUUCAUUUCCAGAGUCCUCAUCGCAGAGCGGUGUGGAGUCGUCGGAGUUUGGCAUGCGGUUCUAGACCUCACUCUCUCGAUUGAUCCGCGCACGUCGCCGUUUUUUUUCGCUGCGUCCGCCUCGGUUGAGCUGAAGCCCGCGCGACAGCCUGCGGGCAGCAGCGCGUGGGUCCUGGAAGCGGAGGGAGCUGAAGGCGAUGCGGCGCCCGCGGACGGCGAGGCGGACGACCGCCUGUCUCGCUACUGCCCAGGAGACGAAGCGCAGUGGCUGGCCAACGCGACGCGCACCGCGGCGGGCGCUGCCUCCAUGGGGAUUCGCUUUCACCCCGCGCUCCAAAUUAUUUUUGAUCGCGUGGUGGAGGCGGCGAAGAAGGUCGCGAGCGACGCAGCCUUCCGCACGCUCUUUGUCUGCCAGGCUGAGCGCCACAGCUGCCGGCUGCUUCAGUACAUUUGGUCGCUGUGCUUCUACAACCUUCAUCUGCACGAAGACUUCCCGCAGGUCCUCCACGCCGCAUGCAGGCACGGAAGACUUGACUACGCUGCACAGUACCUUCUCAACUUCUCCUCGCCUGCCUUCGUACCUUUCCAGGUUGCGGAGGCGAUCAUGUUUGGACAGCGCGAGAACGGCGCGCUGGUGCGGAGCUGUCUCUCUGCGACCAGCACAGAGAUUCUGGAGGAUAUUUUGACUUGCGUGAGGCCGUCCUGCCCCGCCUGGGCUUCGAAUUUCUUGUCGCCUCACCCCCACUUCCGCGGCGAGUUCGAGCGCUUCCUCAGCCUGAAUGAGAUCCGCUUUUCCUUCCUCAACCGGCGCGGCGUCUCUUGCCUGCACCUAGUCGACCUGAAGGGCGACGGCGCCGCGCCGAGUCCUCCCCCUCCCUCGUCAGCGGCCCCCAAAACGUCCGCGACAGCCUCGAGCGCCUCGCGCGUCUGCGUCGUUUUGAUUGACUUGGCACGGCAGCCGCGAGACCUGACGCCCGCGAUUCAGCCCGGUCUCCUCGGCGGCCACAUGAUGCAGAAUCGGCUCCUGCGCAGACUCGGCUGGAGGGUAGAGGUAGUCUGCCAGAGUGAAUGGGACGCGCUCGACGUGGAGGGCAAGCACACCCUCGUCAAACAGAUCCGCGUACGCUCCACGAAAAAAAGCAACGCGUGCUAA